AGCCAGGAGGGAAGGGAGGGCAGAAAUGCUGCAAUGAUUAUACUCUGAGAAACAUUAGUGAAGAGGAAGAAAUCACUGUAGCUGAGGAUGGCUUUGGCCUAUUGAUUCUUCCUGUGUCUGCCAUCCCAGUGCUGGCAUUACAGGCUUGUGCCACCAAACCUGGCUUGCCGCAUUUCUUCAGUAAAUUCCAAAGCCAUUUGGAACUGGGAUCUGAUGAGUUUUGUUCUUUUCUUUCCUAGCCGGGCCCCUCAGAUGAGGGCUGCUCCUAGACAUGCACCUGCAGCUCAGCCUCCAGCAGCAGCUGCACCAUCUGCAGUUGGCUCCCCUGCUGCUGCACCCAGGCAGCCAGGCCUGAUGGCCCAGAUGGCAACCACUGCAGCUGGUGUGGCUGUGGGCUCUGCGGUGGGUCACACCCUGGGUCAUGCCAUCACUGGGGGCUUCAGUGGGGGUGGCAGUGCUGAGCCUGCAAGACCUGACAUCACUUACCAGGAGCCCCCAGGAGCCCAGCUGGUGAAUCAGCAGUCUCGUGGGCCUUGUUCUCUUGAGAUCAAACAGUUUCUGGAGUGUGCUCAGGACCAGGGUGAAGUCCAACUGUGGGAGGGCUUCAAGAAGGUGCUGAGGCAGUGCAGAAUUGCAAAUGAGGGCCAUCCCCCAAGAAUGGAUCGUGUAGAGAAAAAGGUUAAGAAAAGAAGAUACAGUGAAGAUUUUUUACAGUAUGGUUUUACCUCAAAAAUUACAGCAGAAAUUGAGAAACCACAGUGUGUUAUUUGUGGUGAUGUUCUAUCAGCAGAAUCUAUGAAGCCAAACAAACUAAAACGCCAUUUUGAUAGCAAGCACCUGAGCUUUGCGGGCAAGGAUAUCAGCUAUUUUAAAAGCAAAGCUGAUGAACUCAAGAAAGGCAGACUUGACACUGGCAUCAAGUCUCCCAAACAGAAUGUAGUAGCUGUUGAAGUUUCAUAUUUGGUGGCACUCAGAAUUGCCAGGACUAUGAAGCCUCACACUUUUGCUGAGGAUUUACUGUUGCCAGUAGCCAAAGACAGUGUUGGAGUUAUGAUCGGAGACGAAUUUGUUACGCAGUUGAGUGCAGUUUCCUUAUCUAAUGACACUGUUCGCAGAAGAAUAGAUGACAUGUCUGCUGAUAUUCUUGAUCAGGUAAUCCAGGAAAUUAAAUCUGCUCCACUUCCAAUAUUUAGUAUCCAGCUGGAUGAAUCCACAGAAGUUGCAAACUGUUCACAGUUACUGAUGUACGUGAGGUAUAUCAAUGAUGGCGACUUUAAAGAUGAGUUUCUCUUUUGCAAACCUCUUAACACAGCAGCCACUGCACGUGAUGUAUUUGAAAGAGUUGGUUCAUUUCUGAAAGAGCACAAGCUUUCUUGGGAAAUGGUUUGUGGUAUUUGUACAGAUGGAGCUCGGGCUAUGCUAGGAUGUCAGUCUGGAUUUCAACAUUUGGUACUGAAUGAGUCACCGAAAGUCAUUGGAACUCACUGUAUGAUUCAUCUGCAAACGUUAGCAAUGAAGACACUGCCACAAGACUUAAAAGAAGUCAUGCAAAGCGUCAUAAGUUCUGUUAAUUUCAUAAAGUCAAACACUUUAAACAGUCAACUGUUUUCACAACUGUGCAAUGAUUUGGAUACACAGAACAAAGCUCUCCUGUUUCAUACUGAAGGGAGAUGGUUGUCCAGUGGAACAGUUUUUAAACGUGUUUUUGAGCUUCGUGAUGAACUUAAAAUAUUUUUUAGUCAGAAAGGAAGACCGCAGUUGGAGGCACUUUUCAGUGAUGAAAGUGAAUUGCAGAAAAUGGCUUAUUUGGUGGACAUCUUUGCCAUCUUGCAUGAGUUAAAUUUAUCACUGCAAGGGCCAAAUGCAACUUGCCUUGAUUUGUCUGAAAAGAUCCAGUCAUUCCAAAUGAAACUUGAGCUUUGGCAAAACAAAUUGGAUGAAAAUAAAAUACACAUGUUGCCUACCUUAUCUGCUUUCUUUGAGGAGCAUGACAUUAAACCCUCCAAAAGGAUUACAGUGAUAAUUUCUAUGAAAAAACACUUGCACAUGCUUGCACAAGAAAUUUCAUGGUACUUUCCAAAUCUACCUGAUGUCCCAUUUGCCCUUGCCAGAAGCCCAUUCACAGUCAACGUGGAAGAUAUUCCUGAGCCGGCACAAGAGGAGUUCAUCGAACUUGUUAACAGUGAUGCAGCAAGAACGGACUUCUCUACACUGCCAGUUACACAAUUCUGGAUCAAGUGUUUGCAGUCAUACCCUGUUCUGUCUGAGACUGUGUUGCGCCUCCUCCUCCCAUUUCCAACAACAUAUCUUUGUGAAAAAGGGUUUUCCAGUUUGUUGGUUAUCAAGUCUAAAUACAGACGUAGACUCGCUGUGGAAAAUGAUCUUCGUUGUGCUCUAGCAAAGACUACCCCGAGAAUUUCUGAUCUAGUGAGAAAGAAGCAGUCUCAACCUUCACACUGACAUUUUUUUUUUUUUUUUUUUUUUUUUGGUUUUUUGAGACAGGGUUUCUCUGUAUUGUUUUGGACACUGUCCUGGAACUCAAUUUGUAGACCAUGCUGGCCUCAAAUUCACAGAGAUCAGCCUGCCUCUGCCUCCCAAAUCCUGGGAGCAAAGGCGUGUGCCACCAACUGACUUUGGCUUUUUACAGAUAUUGUGUGUGCAAAAUGUAGCAAGUUCUGGUUGGUUUUGUUUGUUUGUUUGUUUGUUUUCAGAUUUUGUUGUUAUUUGUGGCAGGGUUUGUCUAUGUAGCCCUAGCUGUCCUGAACCUUAUGUUGUAGACUAUGCUGACCUCAAACUCAUAGAGAUUCACCUAUCUCUACUUCCCAAGUGCUGGGACUAAAGGCCUUCGCUGCCACCACCCAGCUACUGUUGUUAUAGUAAGACCGUUGUUACCCAUGCUACAUCAUGUGUCAAGACAAAAAUUUAUAAUUAGAAAAUAUUUCACAAUAUAUACAUAUUGUUUUGGGGGGAUUAAUCACUGUGCUUUAAUGAUUUUCAGCUUGUAACAAUGAAAAUAUAUCCUACGUAUCAGAUGUUUACCUUACAGUUCAUUACAGUUAUGAAAUAGUAACAAAUUAAUUUUUAUGACUGGUGGUCACCACAGCAUGAACUAUGUUAAAUAAAGGGUCACAGCAUUA
Molecule: messenger RNA, 3137 nt
Organism: Cricetulus griseus (Chinese hamster)
Lineage: Eukaryota; Metazoa; Chordata; Mammalia; Rodentia; Cricetidae
Source: RefSeq, a predicted model, not a curated record